Molecule: messenger RNA, 1620 nt
Organism: Alternaria burnsii
Lineage: Eukaryota; Fungi; Ascomycota; Dothideomycetes; Pleosporales; Pleosporaceae
Product: phenylalanyl-trna synthetase alpha chain
Exons: 4
Coding region: 1-1620 (539 amino acids)
Biological process (GO): phenylalanyl-tRNA aminoacylation
Cellular component (GO): phenylalanine-tRNA ligase complex; cytosol; cytoplasm
Molecular function (GO): ATP binding; tRNA binding; phenylalanine-tRNA ligase activity
Source: RefSeq, a predicted model, not a curated record
AUGCCUGGAACCAGAGGCCCCGUGCCUGUACCGCUCGAAACAAAAGGCCAAAACCUCACACAAGAAAUCCUCGAUCUCUUAGAUACAAAAGAGCCUCUCCAGAGCAAUGAAGACUUCCCCGCAAUAUCGCAGGCCGAAAUCAAGGCAGCGUUGGAUAGGCUAGCAAGUCGUUCGAUGGUCGCAUACAAGUCGUUGGACUCAGAAAAGGUUGUUCUCACACCAGAGUCGGAAGGCAUAGUAGCAGAAGGCAGCCACGAAUUCAAGGUCUGGAAAUAUGUCAAAGAGAAGGAGAGAGUUCCAAUCUCAGAUCUGCCUAACGUCUUCGGUAAAGAGGCUGCAAGCGUAGGACAGGGCAAUGGUUUCAAGAACAAAUGGAUCAAGAAGGAUGGUAGCGACAUCGUCUUGCUCCAGACUGAAGAGCCAAAAGACCUCAACCGCGAACUCCUCCAGGGUAUCAAAGACACCCAAUCCCUCGACGACGCCAAAAUGCUUGCGCAGCUGAAGAAGAAGAAGCUUGUCACCGUUACGAAAGUCAUCACAUACACAAUCACAAAGGGCCCCAAGUACGCAAAGGAGAUACCAGUAGAACACACCGACUUGACUGUCGAACUUCUCGCCAACGACGCGUGGAAGACUGCAAACUUCAAGCCGUACAAUUUCGCUGCGCUCGGCGCAAACCAGGAGUCUGGCGCAUUACAUCCUCUGAACAAGGUUAGGCAAGAGUUCAGGAAUAUCUUCUUCUCACAAGGUUUCGUCGAGAUGCCGACAGGACACUUUGUCGACACUGGUUUCUGGAACUUCGAUGCCCUCUUCGUACCGCAACAACAUCCCGCCCGCGACAUGCAAGACACUUUCUUCGUCUCAUAUCCACCAAAAGCCGACAAGCCACGAUUAGACCCCGCGAACGAAGCUACGAUGGACCGCAUGGAGGCCGGAUCAAAACGGCUCUUCUCCACACCCGAGAGUGAGAAGAAGGAAAAGAAGCCCCGAGACUUUGAGAAGUACUGGGAAGAUGUCAGGAAGGUUCACCAAGAUGGCGCUUUCGGCUCGAUAGGAUACCGCUACCCAUGGGAGGAAGACGAAUCCCUCCGCCUCGUCCUGCGCACACACACCACCGCCGUCUCGACAUGGGCGCUCCACCGUCUCGCCGAGGACCCACGCCCUGCGCGCUACUUCUCCAUCGAUCGCGUCUUCCGUAACGAAACAGUCGACGCAACCCAUCUCGCUGAGUUCCACCAGAUCGAAGGUGUAAUCGCCGACUUUGGUCUCACCCUCGGUGGCCUGAUGCGCUUCUUAGAAGACUUCUUCGCCAACAUGGGUCUCACGAACCUGCGCUUCAAGCCCGCUUUCAACCCCUACACCGAGCCCAGUAUGGAGAUCUUCGGCUUCCACGUUGGCCUCGACAAGUGGAUCGAGAUUGGAAACAGUGGCAUGUUCAGGCCAGAGAUGUUGGAGCCCAUGGGCCUGCCAAAGGACAUGAGGGUUUACGGAUUCGGAUUGAGUUUGGAGAGGCCGACUAUGAUGAAGUAUGGAGUUAGCAACAUUAGGGAGUUGCUGGGUCACAAGGUUGAUUUGAGCUGGAUUCGGGAACAGCCGGCGGUGCGUUUUGACAAAGAGUAA